This is a messenger RNA of Pseudovirgaria hyperparasitica, 593 nucleotides long. RefSeq names its product vacuolar ATP synthase. Lineage: Eukaryota; Fungi; Ascomycota; Dothideomycetes; Acrospermales; Acrospermaceae. Gene Ontology annotation, molecular function: proton-transporting ATPase activity, rotational mechanism. Gene Ontology annotation, cellular component: proton-transporting V-type ATPase, V1 domain; fungal-type vacuole membrane. Gene Ontology annotation, biological process: proton transmembrane transport. Bases 1 to 357 code for a protein of 118 amino acids. The transcript has 4 exons. The record is from RefSeq and is a predicted model, not a curated record.
AUGGCGACCGCCACGCAGUAUAAAGAUCGACAAUUCCUCGCAGACUCAGUCACCGGCCUCCUCCUCGCAGGCGUGGGACACGUUACAGCCCCGCCAGACGCGCAGAAGAACUUCUUAGUCGUAGACGACAAGACGGACACGUCGACGAUCGAGCAGACAUUCGUACGCUUCACAGAAGAGAGGAAAGAUAUUGCGAUCUUACUGAUCAACCAACACAUCGCAGAUAGAAUAAGACAUCGGGUCGAUAUGUAUACGGCUGCGUUCCCGUCACUACUGGAGAUUCCCGCGAAGGACCAUCCUUAUGAUCCGGAGAAGGACAGUGUAUUGAAAAGAGUGAGGAGGCUGUUUGGGGAGUAGGUAGACUGAAGGACAAUGGCCUGUAGCUUGUCGGAUACGCUUUAUGUUACGACUAGAAGAUUGGGGAAUGAUACCUGCACUAAAUCAACAUCACGUCUUCACGUUGGCAGUUUUUGUUACGCGCUUGGUCUCUGCGACCUGUAAUUGUACGCCUUUUAUGACUAUAUACCCCUGUAACGACAUAGAGCAUCGAAGUAUAAGGCGUAUCACUAUGACCAACGCCGGGAAUGUAACUU